Messenger RNA from Salmo salar (Atlantic salmon), 3869 nucleotides. RefSeq names its product tyrosine-protein phosphatase non-receptor type 3. The record is from RefSeq and is a predicted model, not a curated record. Lineage: Eukaryota; Metazoa; Chordata; Actinopteri; Salmoniformes; Salmonidae. Gene Ontology annotation, biological process: protein dephosphorylation. Gene Ontology annotation, molecular function: protein binding; protein tyrosine phosphatase activity. Gene Ontology annotation, cellular component: cytoplasmic side of plasma membrane; cytoskeleton; cytoplasm.
UCUGGUGAAUCAGAGUGUCAUUCUACAGUUCUGCGGGGCUGCGUGAACAGAUGACAUGAUAUCUUCUUCCUCUGAUGAAAGAAUAUGAUCUGCUGUAGCCUACAGCGGGGGUGGUUGAGGACCAGAACACGCAUCCACCAAGGCGGGAGCGCGCAUUGUGAAGAGGCGGGGCAGCGGGAAUAUCUCUUUCCGGACAUUUACCGAUGUUUACCUCCACCUGCCCGCGCGACGCGCCCAGUUCCAAGGUUUUUAACAGCGAUAGUAUCAACGGACAUGACAAAGUUCCCAAAUCCAGGACUACCGAGGUUGUGGAGAGAUGGACUGAGGGAUGUGUGUGAGUGAGUGAGUGAGUGACGCGUAAUUCAGAGUGCAAAGACACAGAGAGACGUGACAGUCCCGCGUCCCAUUGUGACAUAGCUACGCAGCUCUGAGACCACUGUCCGCGGAGGGGACACACAGCCAUAACGGAACAUUCCUAACCAACGCGGCUCUGAGACCACUGUCCGCGGAGGGGACACACAGCCAUAACGGAACAUUCCUAACCAACGCGGCUCUGAGACCACUGUCCGCGGGGGGAACACACAGCCAUAACGAGGCUGAGUAACCCGCGGUAACAGACAUGCCCAAACCUGAUCUACUGUGUUUGGUUCAACUACUGGACAACACUAUCCAGACCUUUACAGUCAACAAGCAGGAUGCAGGUGAGGUUUUGCUGGAGCAGGUGUGUAACCAGCUGGGUCUGCUGGAGAGACACUUCUUCAGUCUGCAGCUACGAGACUCCAACACCACCAUCGUCACUCAAACACACUCUCCUAGGUGGCUGGAGGCCAACAAACCACUGAAGAAGCAGUUGAAAGGAGUUGUCUCUCCAUUCUACCUGACCCUCCGAGUCCGAUUCUUCAUCUCAGACCCCAACUCUCUACAGCAUGACCAGACCAGACAUAUGUACUUCCUCCAGAUCAGAAGUGACAUCAGAGAGGGCAGGUUGAAGUGUCCUCUGAGUGCAGCUGUAGUACUGGCCUCCUAUGCUGUGCAGUCUGAGCUAGGCGACUACUCCCCAGACCUUCUCCCUGGUUACCUGUCCAAAAGCCACUUCCUCCCAGAGCAGGAUGAUGACUUCCUGUCUAGAGUGGAGGCUCUGUACCCAGGGCACAGGGGGCUGAAGCAGAGUGAGGCAGAGCUGUGUUUUCUCAACACAGCAAGAACUCUGGAGCUGUAUGGAGUGGAGCUACACACUGCCAUGGACUCCAACAGUUCCCCUCUAUUGGUGGGAUUGGCCUCAGGGGGCGUGGCUAUCUUCUGUAACAUGAUUUGCUCCAGUUUCUUCCCCUGGGUGAACAUCAUCAAGAUAUCCUUCAAGAGGAAACGCUUCCUUAUGCAGCUCAAACGCAAACAUGGGGAGACGCAGGACUGUGUGGUGAGCCUGGUGCUGCCGUGCCCCAGGGCCUGUAAGAACCUGUGGAGGUCAUGUGUGGACCAUCACUGCUUCUUCCACACCAACCUGGCAACCCGUAGCCAACACCACACCAACCUGGCAACCCAGAUACACAACAAGCUGCUCUCACAACACUGGGCCUUGGGCAACACUAAAACAGACAGUGGUCCAGUGUGUAAAAAAGUGAUGGGUGGGAUGGAGUGGAACCCAGCUCUGAGGGGAUCCACCUCGUCAGAACACCUGGAGACCAAGAGCCUACCGUCCCGAUCCCCCCCGCUCACACCCAACUGGCGGAGUCCUCGUGUGCGUCAUGGCGCCCGUAAACCCCGCCCCUCCUCAGUGGAGCUGAACAAUGACCUGCGAGACGUGUCAGAGGGGGAGGAUGUCUUUUACACCUACAGGGUCUCCCUCAGCAGCAGCAGGGGCAGCCAGGAGGGCACGCCUACACACAGCCAAGGAGGCGGAUGGUCGCAGGUUGAUGACAUCGGCACAGGAGAGGAAGACAUUAAGGCCACCUCUCACUACCGGGACAAGCGUGCUCUGGGGGAUGGCGACCUGCUAUUGGUGCGUCUCGCUCCUGAUCACGACGGAAAGUUUGGUUUCAAUGUCAAAGGUGGCGUGGACCAGAAGAUGUCCCUGGCCAUAUCCCAGGUCAACCCUGACUCCCCUGCGGGGCGGGUUGAGCCCAGGUUGUUGGAAGGUGACCAGGUCGUGCUGAUCAACGGUCGCGACAUCUCUGAACACACGCAUGACCAGGUGGUCAUGUUUAUAAGAGCCAGCAGAGAGUCCCACUCCAGAGAGCUGGCUCUGCUUAUACGACGCAAAGGUCCAGGGCGUGUGGCACCCCUGCUGCAGUUUCCCUCUGCCCUGUCUCUGACUGGCCAAUCACACAGUGAGCCACUGCUUCUGCCUGGCCAAUCAGAACAAGGCCAGACACUUGAAGAGUCCAUGAAACAACUGGAGAGGGGAAUCCAGACAGGCACUCUCACCUUCCACUUCGAGAACCUGUACAUGAGGAAGCCUGGCCUGUCAGUAGCCUGCGCUCGUCUCCCUGAGAACACAGACAAGAACAGAUACAAGGACGUGCUGCCCUAUGACGUCUCCAGAGUGGUACUUCAGGACCAAGAGGACUACAUCAAUGCAAGCCACAUCACGGUGGUGCCCCCAGGGUCUGGUGUGUGUCUGCGCUACAUUGCAGCUCAAGGACCGCUGCCUCAGACCUGCACUCACUUCUGGCAGAGUGUGUGGGAGCAACACACACACACCAUCAUCAUGCUCACCACACUCACCGAGAGAGGACGGACUAAGUGCCACCAGUACUGGCCACACCCUCCUGAAGUGAGGGAUUAUGGGUACCUGAGGGUCAGCUGCCACUCUGAGGAAUGCAACCUGGCCUACGUCACACGCCAAUUCACCCUAACACACACACAGCUGGGUGAGGAGCGUUCGGUGACCCACCUGCAGUAUGUAGCAUGGCCAGACCAUGGUGUACCUGAUGACCCCUCAGACUUCUUGCUGUUCAUCACCUCUGUUAGAGAGAGGAGGACAGGAGACACACCACUUAUGGUGCACUGCAGCGCAGGAAUUGGGCGUACGGGUGUUCUCAUUACCAUGGAGACGGCGUUGUCGCUGUUGGAGAGCGGUCGACCUGUGUUCCCUCUGGACAUUAUCAGGAUGCUCCGAGACCAGAGGGCCAUGAUGAUCCAAACCACGUGUCAGUUCCGGUUUAUGUGUGAGGCCAUCCUGCGUGUCUACAGAGAGAGAGGAGAGCAUUCUGCAGCACCACCUUCAGCACUGCUAACGGACCAUUAACAGGAGGAUGGGGGGACAGCUAGCCACAAUGCUAGGCACAAUGCUAGGCUAACAGCUAGCCACAAUGCUAGGCUAACAGGAGGUGGGGGGGACAGCUAGCCACAAUGCUAGGCUAACAGGAGGUGGGGAGACAGCUAGCCCCAGCGCUAGGCUAACAGGAGAAGAGGACUGCUAGCCCCAGCGCUAGGCUAACAGGAGAAGAGGACCACUAGGCUGUAGCCAUAGAGAGCCAGAGCACUCCACUAGCCUUAAGUGCUCGGCAACGGCUAGCCUUCUGUUGCUACAGCACAUAACGAGCCAUAGUGCCGAAUGUGCUCAGCUAGUCCUAUCCUUAUGUUACCCAUAGAGCACCGCUAGCAGGGAAGGACCAUGUAUGUAAAGGUCUUUUUAUUUAUUUUUUAUUCUCUGGGACCAAAGUGCUACUGUAUGAGUGACUGAAGACUAUCUCAGUUCCUCCUGAGUGGCGGCUAUAGGAUUGACUGGUCUGUCUGUCUUGUUGGGAGAGUGUUGAGGAUUUCGGUGGAUUCACAGUAGAGACUAACACUGCCAGAGCCACCACACACUACCCCCGCUCCCACCUUCCCUAAAUUAUUGACACACUGAAUAAACACACUGACAUCUA